Molecule: messenger RNA, 1716 nt
Organism: Nannospalax galili (Upper Galilee mountains blind mole rat)
Lineage: Eukaryota; Metazoa; Chordata; Mammalia; Rodentia; Spalacidae
Gene: Mpp4
Product: membrane palmitoylated protein 4
Cellular component (GO): adherens junction; plasma membrane
Molecular function (GO): protein binding
Source: RefSeq, a predicted model, not a curated record
CAGGUGUAUGACUGCCUCCAGGAUUUUAAAGAAAAGAAACUAGUUCCUGCCACACCUCAUGUGCAGACUUGAUCCUGUGAGGUCUUGAAGCUGUUACCUGAAGCCCCCAGAUCCUCUGAGAUUCAAGAGCUCAGACAAAUCCUCCAGGCUCCACACUACAAGGCUGUGCUCAGUGCCCAUGACACAGUAGCUCAGAAAGAUUUUGAACCCCUUCUGCCCCCACUGCCAGAUAAUAUCCCUGAAAAUGAGGAAGCAAUGAGGAUUGUUUGUUUGGUAAAAAACCAGCAGCCCCUGGGAGCUACCAUCAAGUGCCACGAAAUAACAGGGGACAUCCUGGUGGCCAGGGUCAUCCAUGGUGGGCUGGUCAAGAGGAGUGGGUUGUUAUACGCUGGAGACAAACUGGUGGAAGUGAAUGGAGUUUCAGUCGAGGGCCUGGACCCAGAGCAAGUGAUCCAUCUUCUGGCUAUGUCUUGUGGGACAAUCAUGUUCAAGGUGGUUCCAGUGUCAUCUGACCCACCUGUGAAUAACCAGAAGAUGGUUCACAUUCAUGCCAUGAUUGAUUACUGGCCCCAGGAGGAUCCUGACAUCCCCUGAAUGGACGCUGGCUUGCCCUUUCAGAAAGGGGACAUUCUACAGAUUGUGGACCAGAAUGAUGCCCUCUGGUGGCAGGCCUGGAAAAUCGCAGACCUAGCUACCUGUGCUGGGCUAAUCCCUUCUAACCAAUUUAUGAAGAGGAAGCAGCAGCAAUUCUGGUGGUCUCAGCUGUACCAGCCUCACACCUGCCUCAAAUCCACCAGAUGGAUUUCUAUGGAGGAAGAAGAUGACAUGAAGAUUGACUAGAAGUGUGUGGAAGCAGAUGAAGAAACUUUUGAACCUGAGGAACUUGCAGAAGAUAAGGAGGAAUUUGUUGGCGCUGGGCAGAAAUUCUUUAUCGCCGGUUUCCACCGUAGCAUGCGCCUCUGUCGCAGGAAGUCUCACCUCAGUCAGAGGCACACCAGCAUGUGCUGCACUGGCAGCUGUUCCAGUCCAGGGGGUGCCCCUUAUGAAGAGGUAGUGAGGUACCAGCGACACCCAACAGACAGGUACUGCAUCAUAGUGCUCGUGGGACCUUCUGGGGUUGGAGUCAAUGAACUGAGAAGACAACUUAUUGAAUUUAAUCCCAGCCGUUUUCAAAGUGCUGUGCCACAUACCACUUGUUCCCCAAAGAGUUACAAAAUGGAUGGGUGGGAGUAUCAUUAUGUGUCAAAGGAAACCUUUGAAAUUCUCAUGCAUAGUCACAGGAUGCUGGAGCACGGUAAGUACAAAGGCCACCUAUAUGGAACUAGUGUGGAUGCUGUUCAUGCAGUCCUUGAUGAAGAAAAGAUCUGUGUCAUGGACUUAGAGCCUCAGGCUAUUCAAGCAGCAUGAACUCAUGAACUGAAGCCCUAUGUCAUAUUUAUAAAACCAUCUAGCAUGAGUUACAUGAAACAAUCUCUGAAAAAUACUAAUAUUAUCACUGACUACUUUGUUGACAUGAAGUUCAAGGAUGAAGACCUACAAGAAAUGGAGAAUUUAGCUCUAAAAAUGGAGACUCAGUUUGGCCAGUUUUUUGAUCAUGUGAUUGUGAAUGACAACUUGCAAGAUGCAUGUGCCCAGUUGUUGUCUUCAAUACAGAAGGCACAGGAAGAACUGCAAUGGGUACCAGCAGCAUGGAUUUCCUCUGCUACCAAGUCUUAA